This is a messenger RNA of Closterium sp. Naga37s-1, 3340 nucleotides long. NCBI's taxonomy places the organism in Eukaryota, Viridiplantae, Streptophyta, Zygnematophyceae, Desmidiales, Closteriaceae. The record is from the annotation of a GenBank genome assembly.
ACUCAUUGCUUCUGGCGAUAAGCAGCAGCAGCAUGAGGAAGGGAACGCAACGAGCCCUCAAGCAGGACCAGGCAUCCCCAUCGACCCCUCUCGCAUCACUCGCCUGUCAUGGCAGCCCAGGGCCUUCCUGUACUCGGGCUUUCUCUCCCACGACGAGUGCGACCACCUCAUCACCCUCGCACGUGACAAGGUGACGCGCUCAUCAGUGGCGGACAACGAGUCGGGCAAGAGUGUGUUGAGCGCGAUCCGCACGAGCUCAGGCACGUUUCUCAACAAGUAUCAGGACGACGUGGUGAAACGCAUAGAGGAGCGCAUCGCUGCUUGGACCUUCCUCCCCAAAGAGCACGGAGAAGCCAUUCAGAUUCUCAAGUACGAGAUAGGGCAGAAGUACGACGCGCACUUUGACUAUUUCUUCGAUGCAGUCAACACACAGAUGGGCGGGCACCGCGUGGCGACGGUGCUCAUGUAUCUCACCACCGUGGAGGAAGGAGGAGAGACCGUGUUCCCCAGUUCACAGCCUAGGCCUCCGAUGGACGUCACUAAGUCUGAAUGUGCGAACAGAGGCCUGGCAGUCAAGCCUCAGAAGGGCGACGCCCUGCUCUUCUAUUCUCUGCAUCCGGACGGCACCACGGACCAGUCAUCAUUGCACGCCAGCUGUCCCGUCAUCAGAGGGGAGAAGUGGUCGGCAACCAAGUGGAUCCACCCGUCCGUCAGGAUGAUCGAUGGCGCAGCGCUGCUCCCCGCGCAGGUGCUGCGCAACCUCUCCGACAAACUCUACGACAAGCGCAAGGCGGCCGCGCUCGAGAUCGAGACGGCAGUGAAGGCGGCUGUAGCAGAGGGCAACGAUGAGCGGAUCAACGCAAUAAUUUCCCUGCUGGCCAAUGAUUACGCCACGUCAGCACAGCCGAACCAGAGAAAGGGGGGUCUCAUAGGGCUGGCGGCCGUCACGGUGGGGCUGGGGCCUGACGCCAGCCAGUACCUCGAUGUACGGCUGGCGGCGGUCACGGUGGGGCUGGGACCUGACGCCAGCCAGUACCUCGACGUACGGCUGGCGGCUGUCACAGUGGGGCGGUUCCCUGACACCAGCCAGUACCUCGAUGUUCGUGUGGUGGGGGGGGGGGAGGGGAGAGAGAGGGGCGUGCGCAUCGUGCCCGAGGUGCUCAAGUCGUUUUCAGACUCCGACAGCCGGGUGCGCUACUACGCCUGUGAGGCGCUCUACAACAUCGCCAAGGUGACACGUGGCGACUUCAUAGUGUUCUUCAAUGAUGUGUUCAACGCCCUGUGCAAGCUGUCUGCUGACCUGGACCCCAACGUGCAGUCCGCCGCCCACCUGCUGGACAGGCUCGUCAAAGACAUUGUCACGGUCAGCGACCAAUUCAGCAUAGAGGAGUUCAUCCCGCUCCUGCGAGCGCACAUGAGCGUGCUCAACCCCUUCGUGCAGCAGUUCCUGGUGGGCUGGAUCACCGUGCUGGACAGCGUGCCCGACAUUGACAUGCUCGGCUUCCUGCCCGACCCCCAGGAUGGUGGCGCGUGCCCACCAUCGAUCGACAUGCUCGGCUUCCUUCCGACCCCCAGGAUGGCCGUGGAGUACGGGCGAAUGAUGGAGAUCCUGGUGCAGCGAGCGGGGUCCUCGGAUGAGUUCACUCGCCUCACUGCCGUCACAUGGCUGAUGCAUGCUCUGUGCUCUGCUGCUCUCAACCCACAUGAAGGACUUUCUUUGUUGCCCUCUGCCGCUGAUCUCAUGCAGAUCAACGACUUUGUGAAGCUGGGGGGAGCGCAGAUGAUGCCGUACUAUGCGGCUGUGGUGGGCGCCAUUCUGCCCUGCAUCGCUGACCGCGAGGAGAAGAUCGCUGCGGUGAGGCUUGCUGCUGCUGUGGUGGGCGCCAUUCUUCCGUGCAUCGCUGACCUUGAGGAGAAGAUCGCUGCGAUAGUGCGCGACACGAAUGAGGAGCAGUUCGCAAGAGUGAAGGAGCAGAGCAUGGCGGAUGGCGUCAACAUAGCGCGCGACACCAAUGAAGAGCAGCUGGCGAGGGUGAGGGAGCAGAGCGUGGCGGACUUAAAAUACAUGCCGCGCGACACAAACGAGGAGCAGCUGGCGAGGGUGAGGGAGCAGAGCGUGGCGGACGGCUUUGACGUGCGGGCAGUUGUGGAGAUAGCACGGCGGGAGCUGAGCAGCAGCUGGGAGGCAACGAGGCUGGAAGCACUCGCAUGGAUCGCCACCCUUCUGCACCGCUUCCCACACCAGGUGUGCUUCUAUGGUCGAUUCCCAAUCCAGCUCCUGGAUCUCAUGGACGAUCCCUCCACUGCCCUUCUCGAGUCCUUGCUUGCAGCGCUGGCAGACGACUCAGACCAGGUGCUCUUUCUCUGCAUGCUCUCCCUUUCUCUGCAUGCUCUCCCUUUCUCUGCGUGCUCUCCCUUUCUCUGCAUGCUCUCCCUUUCUCUGCGUGCUCUCCCUUUCUCUGCAUGCUCUCCCUUUCUCUGCGUGCUCUCCCUUUCUCUGCAUGCUCUCCCUUUCUCUGCAUGCUCUCCCUUUCUCUGCAUGCUGCAAUUACACUCCUACUGCACCCACCCUCAGCCUCAUCCUCCUUGUCGCCUCUCUCCUUUUUCCCUUCCCCCCCCUCCUCCCCACCCACCCAGGCAGGGCAGCAUCAUCAUCCGCCAUCUCUGCGCCACGCUAGACGCACACAAGGUGCUCCGGGAGCUCGCCUUCAUCCUGCAGAACGAGCGGGGCAGCAUCAUCAUCCGCCAUCUUUGCGCCAUGCUGGACGCGGAUAAAGUCUUCAGGGAGCUCGCCUUCAUUCUUCAGAACGAGUCGGACUGCGAGUUUCGCCGCCACCAUCGUGCCCACGCUCUCCCUUUCAACCUCAUUCCACUCAACCCCCUACUGCUAUCCCCUUUUUUCCUGACCAUCCCCUUCCCCCUACUCAGGCGGGGCAGCAUCAUCAUCCGCCACCUCUGCGCCAUGCUGGACGCUGAUAAAGUACUUCGAGAGCUAGCCUUCAUUCUUCAGAACGAGUCGGACUGCCAGUUCGCCGCCACCAUCGUGCCAACGCUCUCCCUCAUCCUCCUCACCGCCCCCGAGCUCGCCCCCAUCCGCUCCAAGCUCCGCCGCUCCUUCGCUGCUGCUCCUGCGCCCGCUGCCGCAUACGAGCAUGCGUGGAGCAUCGUGGAUUCUCUAGAGGAGAGCGACCUCAGCCUCAGCCUCAUGGUGCAGGUGGACAAACUAGUGCUUCUGCUUGAAACGCCUAUCUUCAGCCGAUUGAGACUGCAGCUUCUGGACCCUUCCCGCUCGCCAGCCCUCCUCAAGGCCCUCUACGGCCUACUCAUGCUGCUGCCACAG